Molecule: messenger RNA, 2516 nt
Organism: Clarias gariepinus (North African catfish)
Lineage: Eukaryota; Metazoa; Chordata; Actinopteri; Siluriformes; Clariidae
Gene: dcun1d2a
Product: DCN1, defective in cullin neddylation 1, domain containing 2a
Exons: 6
Coding region: 800-1684 (294 amino acids)
Biological process (GO): positive regulation of ubiquitin-protein transferase activity; protein neddylation
Cellular component (GO): ubiquitin ligase complex
Molecular function (GO): ubiquitin-like protein binding; cullin family protein binding; ubiquitin conjugating enzyme binding
Source: RefSeq, a predicted model, not a curated record
UGGAAAUGACAAAACGCUGAUAUUUGCAGGAGCUGUGCGCGGAAACAGAGGGAUGUCGGAGGCGUGUAGUAGUAGCGCCACUCAGACGUCAGCCUCCUCCAGACAUUAGUGCAGAUCUGUUGUGAGCAGGAAGGUCAGUUGUUGAUCCUGGAGUCCGCUGGCGCCCUGGACGUACCUUUCCCUUUUUGGCGUGUAGUGUACACUAGCUAACUACACUCGUUUUUCGAGGUUGCUCAGCGACAGACAGACAGGCUGUUGUGUUUCGGUAGGCUUAAACCAAUCCUUGCGCGUUUUGUAAUGAAGGGGAGGAAAGUGAGCGCUGUGAAUGUGUUUCCGCAGGCUAAAACAGAGCAGUUUGAUCCAGGACACUGAAUACUAUAACUGUAAACUGAUAUACAGCAUAUAACUCUGUUUUACUUUAUUGCUGCAUGUCUACACCAAAGGUUGACGUUUUUUUUUUUAUCCCUGUCUGUCAUGUAUUGUAAAAAAAAAAAAAAAAAAAAUCACAACUAAAAGCUGUGAAACAUCCAGACUAAUAUCUGAUACACGUCUGCAGAAUAUGGUUUGUUUUUUGCUGCUGGGAGCUGUUGGGGUCUGUCAGCUCAUAUUACCACCACAUGCUCCUUCAGCAUGUGGCCUGUCACACUUCACUCCAUGCCUCCUGAUAGAAAACUAACAAAUGUCUACGCUUGCUUAAUGUCUGUUUGUUUUGUCUGUUUUGGUAAUAACCUCCAAAAAUAGUCUUCCUCUUUCUGUCUUUCAUACAUCUUCUAACUGUCCUGUGUCUUUGACUUUCUUGAUGUGGGUGGUUUUGUUUCUUGCCUGUCUCUGUUUGUACACACUGUUGACUGUGCUGCUCCGUGUGUCGACGUGUGUGACUGAGAGCUUCUCCUCUGUGCCUGUUCAGCAUAAGCUGAAAUCUUCACAGAAGGACAAAGUGCGACAGUUUAUGUCCUUCACGCAAGCAGGCGAGAAGACAGCUGUGUACUGUCUUACUCAGAAUGACUGGAAACUAGAGGUGGCCACUGACAACUAUUUCCAAAACCCGGAUCUGUACUUCAAGGAAUCCAUGAAAACCUCAGUAGACCGAAAGAAGCUGGAGCAGCUCUAUAACAGAUAUAAAGAUCCCCAGGAUGAGAACAAGAUUGGGAUUGAUGGAAUUCAACAGUUUUGUGAUGACCUUAACCUUGACCCGGCCAGCAUAAGCGUUCUUGUAGUAGCAUGGAAGUUCAGAGCAGCAACCCAAUGCGAGUUCAGCAAAAAGGAGUUCCUUGAUGGCAUGACUGAACUUGGAUGUGACAGUCCAGAAAAACUCCGUAGUCUGCUUCCUCGAUUGGAACAGGAACUGAAAGACAGUGGAAAGUUCAAGGACUUCUACCAGUUUACGUUUAAUUUUGCAAAGAAUCCUGGGCAGAAAGGUUUAGAUUUGGAGAUGGCAGUCGCUUACUGGAAUCUAGUUCUGAUAGGCCGUUUCAAGUUUCUUGACCUUUGGAAUAAAUUUUUAUUGGAACACCAUAAGCGAUCAAUCCCCCGGGAUACCUGGAACUUGCUUCUAGAUUUUGGCAACAUGAUUGCGGAUGAUAUGUCAAACUAUGAUGAGGAAGGUGCAUGGCCGGUCCUAAUAGAUGACUUUGUGGAAUUUGCUCGGCCGAUCGUGACUGGAUCAAAGCGCAAAAGUGUAUAGAUGUAUUGAUGGUGGCAUUUUGACGCCAUGGGUUUGUGUUGCCUCACUGACUUCAGUUUAUUUUUUAAAAGACUUGUAUGAAACACAUACAAAAAGGAAAACAUGGAGAAACACUUGAAACCGGUGAGAUUGUUGAAGAGAAAAGGGGAUAUAAGGGACUCAAACCUUCAAGCAAUACAAAGAAGAAGAAAAAAGCAGGUGAAAGUGGGAUACUCAAAAUUUCUUUCAGAGCUGUCACAUGCACAAUGUCAGCUGCUGCUGCUGGCAAAGUAAUCCUAUCCAGAGACCCUGAGGGAUUCUGGAGGAUCUCUGCAAAUCCUGUACCUCAUUCCCAUUGCAGACAAUUACACACUUGCACACCUCCCACAUUUACAUCCAUAAAUCAUAGAAAACUAGAGGAGUAUGAGACAAAAUGUGGUUCAAGAGCCCUUUUUCCAAGCAUGCGUACCUCCAGUAGGACUCGACAAGAUGAAUUAAUCAGAUGCACUUUUAAAACCAGAGCCCCAUGGACAGAGCAACAUGCAGCUCAUGCCACCAGCACACUUGUUGCCGUUGUAAAAUACUGUAGUGGUAUGUACAGAAAUAAAUAUUAUAAAUAAACAAUAUUUUAUAAAGUAUAAAAGAACCAUUUAUUAAUAUGUGGAGAACAAAUUGUGUAAAUGAAUUAAUGACAUAUUCAAUGCAUCAAUCACAUAAGGUUUCAUUUUUCGACCACAUAUUACACUCUGCUGUCUUGCAGAAUCUGUUGUGACAAGAAUGCCAUUCAGUGUUUCUCAGUUUUGUUUACCAGAUGCCAGAAUUAUGUUAUAAAAUAAAUUAUUGCCUCAAUGUA